AUGCACAUCCACCUUCUGAUGUUCAGCAUAAUGGGUUCCUCAACGUCGCUCAGAAAAUCAUGCUUAGCCUUAUUCAUCUUGCUGCUAAACCUUCGGAUCACCGGAAGUAGUGAUUCUUCGCUAGGUUAUGAUGGAGACGAGAGAAACGCUCUUUAUGCUCUGAGAGCCACUUUCAAUAACCCUUUCUUGAACAAUAACUGGACUAGCAUACAUUGUUCUAUGGACGAUCCCAGAUGGUACGGCAUCCAGUGCAGCAAGGGCCAUGUCACAGGAAUAGUACUGGAAGGUAUGGGGCUGAAGGGGCUGAUCAAUUUCAACGCCUUCAUUCACUUCUCCGAGCUAUCCAUCCUGAGCUUCAAGAACAAUGCUCUUCUAGGGGAAAUAAUGAACUUUUCGGGAAAUCAGAAGUUGGCCCGAAUCGACCUGUCAGGGAACAAGUUCCACGGUCCAAUCUCCAAGUCGCUUUUGAGUCUAGCUUUACUAGCAUCGUUGCAGCUCCAGAACAACAACUUGACAGGAGAAAUCCCUGAGUUUAAUCAAUCUACCUUAAUCUCCUUCAACGUGUCCAACAACGAUUUGAGUGGACCAAUCCCAUCGACGCCACUUUUCAAAUCAUUCGGCCUGGAUUCAUACUCGGGCAACCUGGGAUUGUACAGACCGCCCUCGCAUAACUCCUGCAAUUACAUGAGCUCCCCUGAGCCACCGAGCAAUGCCCCGUUGUCUUCCAAUCCUUCCAUUGAGGAUCCUGAAAAACGCAAGGGUCAUUCCAAUUCUGACUUUCGCAUUAUUUUUCUGCUGUUCAGCAUGGUGGCUCUACUUGCUGUGAUCUUGAUCUCUAUCUUGUGCUAUAAGAAGGCCAAGAAGCUCAAACAAUCAUUGAACCAAGAGAAUAGCAGAGAAGAAGAAGCAGUGGAUGAGAAAGAAGAGAAAAGCGAGGCAGUGGAGAGCGGCAGAGUCGUAGAGAGGGGAGAAGAUAGAGAGAAGCUUAUACUCUCCGAAAACGGUGGAGAAUUCGAAUAUAGUGAUCUUUUGAAGGCAUCUCCGGAGGGAAUCGGGAAAGGCAUCUUUGGGAACACCUACAAGGCGAUCUUGGAUGACAGGCAAGCCCUCGUGGUGAAGAUUUUGAAAAACCUGAAGCCAAUGACCAGCAAGGAGUUCACGAGACGAUUGCAGUUGCUCGCCGAUCAGAAGCACCCGAAUCUGAUUCCUCCUCUCACCUGCUUCUUCUCAAAGCAACAGAAGCUGUUGAUCUAUAGAUACGCAGAGAAAGGCAACUUGUUCAACCGCAUUCACGGAGGAAGGGGAAGCAAAGAGCGGGUGCCAUUCAGGUGGAACUCCAGACUAUCAGCUGCUCAAGGCGUGGCUCGUGCCCUACACUACCUCCACAUCAACUCCAACUCAAUACCAAACGUCAUCGUCCCGCAUGGGAACCUGAAGUCAACUAAUGUCCUCCUCAAUCAAGACGACACCGUCAUUGUCUCUGACUACGGCCUCUCCUCUCUUGUCACACUCCCCAUUGCCGUGCGAUCCAUGGUCUGCUUCAAAUCCCCUGAAUACCAAACCACGCGACUGAUCUGCCCGAAGACGGAUGUCUGGAGCUACGGUUGUCUGCUUCUCGAACUUCUCACUGGCCGAGUCUGUGCCCAUGCGGCCCCAUCGGGAGUUGAUGGCGUGGAUCUCUGCAGCUACGCCCACCAGGCAGUGAGAGAGGAAUGGACUGGCGAGAUCUUCGACUCCGAGAUCAGAGAGGAGAGAAGGUUAGCCAAUCAGAUGCUCGAGUUGCUGCAGAUAGCGAUACGUUGCUGUGAUGAGUCUCCUGAUAAGCGUCCCGAGAUGGCGGAGAUCGCGCAGGAGAUUGAGAAUAUGAAGGUGGCCGACGAUUGCGAGGACAAAUUUGUCACGUCGCCUGACAACAUUGUCCAAAGCUCCUGGUGA
Messenger RNA from Syzygium oleosum, 1935 nucleotides. Its product is annotated as probable inactive receptor kinase At2g26730. Lineage: Eukaryota; Viridiplantae; Streptophyta; Magnoliopsida; Myrtales; Myrtaceae. The record is from RefSeq and is a predicted model, not a curated record. The transcript is spliced from 2 exons. Gene Ontology annotation, biological process: protein phosphorylation. Gene Ontology annotation, molecular function: protein kinase activity; ATP binding. Bases 1 to 1935 code for a protein of 644 amino acids.